Messenger RNA from Rana temporaria (common frog), 5340 nucleotides. It is a transcript of the gene DPYSL3, whose product is annotated as dihydropyrimidinase like 3. The record is from RefSeq and is a predicted model, not a curated record. The coding region runs from base 56 to 2047 and encodes 663 amino acids. The transcript is spliced from 14 exons. NCBI's taxonomy places the organism in Eukaryota, Metazoa, Chordata, Amphibia, Anura, Ranidae. Gene Ontology annotation, cellular component: cytosol; cytoplasm. Gene Ontology annotation, molecular function: hydrolase activity, acting on carbon-nitrogen (but not peptide) bonds, in cyclic amides. Gene Ontology annotation, biological process: actin crosslink formation.
GUACUGCCUGUUCUCCGGACUGUACUCGGCUCCAGCUCGGCUCCGUGUCUCAGCCAUGGCAUCAGGGAACAGGGAGAAGCAAGAAGACCUACCGGUGUACUUAGCACGGCCGGGCACCGCAGACCAAGUGUCCCGGGUGAAGUAUGGAGGGAUGUUCUGCAAUGUGGAGGGGGCAUAUGAAAGUAAGACUCUAGACUUUGACUCUCUGAGUGUGGGGCAGAGAGGAGGCAGAAAGAGCAAUGCUGGGCGUCCAGGGACAAGCAACCAGGAUGAGAAGAAGUGUGAUCAGAGCAACAAAGAAGGGGACAACCAAGGAGUGGAGAUCAAGACUUCUUCUGGGAAGGAGAUCCUACAGAACCUGACUGAUCAGAAGAGUGACCGUCUUUUGAUCAAAGGAGGUCGGAUAGUUAAUGAUGACCAGUCUUUCCACGCUGACAUUUACAUGGAAGAUGGACUCAUUAAGCAGAUUGGAGACAACUUGAUAGUACCAGGUGGUGUGAAAACCAUUGAAGCCAAUGGGAAGAUGGUGAUCCCAGGAGGCAUUGACACACACACUCACUUACAGAUGCCCUAUAGAGGGAUGACCACAGUGGACGAUUUCUUCCAAGGGACUAAAGCUGCUCUUGCUGGGGGAACCACCAUGAUAAUUGACCAUGUGAUCCCAGAGCCUGAGUCCAGCUUGACUGAAGCCUUUGAGAAGUGGAAAGAGUGGGCUGAUGGGAAAGCCUGCUGCGACUACGCUCUGCACGUUGACAUCACUCAUUGGAAUGACAGUGUCAGGCAAGAAGUGGAACACCUUAUCAAGCAAAAAGGUGUUAACUCUUUCAUGGUUUACAUGGCCUAUAAAGAUUUUUAUCAGAUGUCCAACACUGAGCUCUAUGAGAUUUUCACUUUCUUGGGAGGACUGGGUGCGAUUGCUCAGGUUCAUGCUGAGAAUGGAGAUAUCAUCGCCCAGGAGCAGCAAAGAAUGUUGGAAAUGGGUAUUACGGGACCAGAGGGCCAUGUUUUGAGUCGACCUGAGGAGCUGGAAGCAGAAGCUGUUUUUCGUGCCAUUACCAUUGCAAGCCAAACAAACUGUCCACUAUAUGUGACCAAAGUGAUGAGCAAAAGUUCUGUAGACCUCAUUUCCCAAGCCAGGAAAAAAGGCAAUGUUGUAUUUGGUGAACCUAUCACAGCUAGCCUGGGAAUAGAUGGAACACACUACUGGAGCAAGAAUUGGGCUAAAGCUGCUGCUUUUGUGACUUCUCCACCUCUCAGCCCUGAUCCCACCACCCCUGACUACAUCAACUCCUUGCUGGCUAGCGGUGACUUGCAGGUAACUGGCAGUGCUCACACUGUUUUCAGCACUGCUCAGAAGGCAGUUGGAAAGGAUAAUUUCACCCUAAUUCCUGAGGGAACAAAUGGUAUUGAAGAAAGAAUGUCCAUCAUCUGGGACAAGGCAGUGGCUUCAGGCAAAAUGGACGAAAACCAAUUUGUUGCUGUCACCAGUACCAAUGCUGCCAAGAUCUUCAACCUCUACCCCAGGAAAGGGAGAAUAGCUGUAGGAUCAGAUAGUGACCUGGUUAUCUGGGAUCCCGAUGCAGUAAAAAUCGUUUCUGCCAAAAGUCAUCAAUCUGCUGCAGAGUAUAAUAUCUUUGAAGGCAUGGAGCUCCGAGGAGCACCACUUGUGGUCAUCUGCACAGGCAAAAUCAUGUUUGAAGAUGGCAACCUUCAUGCGACCCAGGGAACCGGACGCUUCAUUCCUUGUACUCCUUUCUCUGACUAUGUCUACAAGAGAAUCAAAGCCAGGACUAAGAUUGCAGAUCUACAUGCAGUUCCUCGGGGUAUGUAUGAUGGGCCGGUCUUUGAUUUGUCAUCAACUCCCAAGGCUGGUGUUCCCGCAGGGUCUGCUAAAGGUUCUCCAACAAGGCAGACCGCACCAGUCCGAAAUUUGCACCACUCUGCAUUUAGUCUAGCUGGAAACCAGUCAGAUGAUGGUGGCCUUCGUGGCAGCAGGAGAAUCGUAAAUCCCCCUGGUGGACGUUCUAAUAUAACAUCUCUCAGCUAAACAGCCAAGAAACCUAAAUGAGUGGGGAAACCACAAUGGUACAAUUGGUGUUUCAGACAGGCAAAAAAAUAAAAAAAAUAAAAAAUAAAAAUAAAAUUGAAACCAAGUCCAAUCUGAAGAUUUGUUAACCUUCAGGCCUUACAUUUUACAAAUGCUUUUUGCUACCUAGCUUUAAAAGUGUUGCUGUUUUGUUUCUUCAUAAUUGCAUAGCCUUAAUUUCAACCCAGUGCAUGCAGUUCAGAUGAUGGCAGUUACCAGAGGGUGCUGAUCCGGUUCCAUUUUCAUGUGGUUAUUUUAUAUAUUAUGUUUUUUUUGUUUUGUUUCUUUUUUUUUUUUUAAUAAGGCAUUGAAAACAAAUAUCUGGUGGAUACAGUUAGUUGUGAAACAUGAUGGAUCUUCCUUUAUCACCAAGCUUUUCUGUUUUUAUACAAGAAUUGCAAUAAAAUGGAGGUCCCACAAAAACUGUUGUUUGUGUGAUGAGGUUUAGAAAUGGAAACAACCCGUAGAAUAUGAUGUUUGCCAAAACUCUAAGUAACAGAAGAACAGCAAAUCACCCACACAUUGCGAGAUCUUUUUUUAUUUCAAACAAAAAUAAGCAUAACAAACAGCGAUCGUAUUUAACCCCUUUAUGACACCAAAACAUAUAUGUGCUGUCCAGAAAAUCGGCUUUAAAACCAGGUGCCGCAUAUAUGUGUCCCUGUGUUUUGUGCUAGGAGCAUGCUCAAUCAUGCACUCCCAGCACUGAGACUGGGCUGUCUGUGACAGCCCCAGGUCUCUACUAACGAUCGGGACUCUGAUAGGCUAUCACAGUGAUCGAUCAUUCUGCAGCCGCUGCCUGUGUUGUCUAUCCUCUAUGAAGUGAAGAGACGACAGACUUCUCUGCUAGGGAGGAGGGAAAUAUACAUUAGGGGAGAUUCACUAAAACUGUGACACAUAUAUUGUAGUGCAGUUGUGCAUACUGUAGUAACCAAUCAGCUUCUAGGUUUUAUUAGCAAAACUUAAUUGAACAAGUUAAAGUUAGGAGUUGAUUGGUUACUAUGUUUAGAUGCACCAGAUCCGGUGUGCUCUAGUUUUAGUAAGUCUCCCCCAUUUUAUCUAUUCCUCCUCACUGGAGACCCCUAUACAAAAAAAAUCCUGUUAAAAAAAAGAAAAGAUGAACUAGUUCAAUGCUUAACCUAACUUAGUGAGUGUAGGUGUCAGUGUUAGUGGCAGUGUACAGUAGAUGUCAGUGGUAGUGACAGUGUAGGUAUCAGUGUAAAUAUCAAUUAAUGGCAGUGUGUCAGUGCAAUUGACAGAUGGUGUCAGUGUGUUUUAGGUAAGAAAAAACUGUUUUAUAUUUAUUGUUAGUGUGUUUAGGUAGGACAAAAAAAAACGUUUGUCUCUUGACCCUACUACCGGUACAAAGAACAAAUCACACACACAUAUAUGUUAUUGCCACGAUCAUUAGGAGAAUUAAUUUUGCACGUUUUUUUUUUUUUGGUGGUGGUGCAUUGUAAUGGCAUAAAAUAUACAGCUAAAUUUAAAAAAAAAAAAGUUUUUUUUACUCUUUUGGGACUUUCCUUUGAUAUACAAAAAAAAAAAUCAGAAAAUAUAAAUUAACAUCUCCCACUAAAUGAAAGCCCAAUCUGUCCUGAACAAAAACAAGGUAAAAUCCACCUGGACACAAGUGGUUGCGAUGAUAUGUAGUUUUAUUAACGCAUGUCCAAGUUGCAAAAUCGGGCUUGGGUGUUAAGGUUUGUAAUAACCCUGGUCAUGAAGAGUUAAAGCAAAAUUGUCCAAUAGCGCGUGCAGCGAUUUAUUCCAGCCCACUGAUGUCAUGCAGUAUAAUCACAUGAAAACAAUGACAGUCAUACAGUACAGCACAACAACCCAUAAACGGCAGUAAAGGCAAGUAAACCAAUGAAUGAUUGGAAUGAUAAACAAGACCAUAUGACAAGGGUUUAUGGUAACUCUAGCAAUAGACUUCCCUAAUUUUUGUAUUGACCAGUCCUAAUACUGCAGAAACCCCAACCAAAGAAGGAGGGUUUAAGUCAGACCAUAACAAUUAGUGACUGGGGGAUUUAUGGAUUGUGGUCACAUGAUGAUCACAUGGCAUAUUUUUUAAUUUGCUACAAAGAAACAAGUUAGCAGUUACCUGAGUCAUUUGAAACAUAGGUGGUUCCAUUUGACUAGAUUUCAGGUUACCUGGGACUAGGAAAUCAGGGGUUUAAAAUAAAUGUCUGUUCGCCUACCAUUGAUACCAAAAUGUGUCUACACGUGUUUUAAUGCACUUUACAUUACACGUCAACACUUGUCACAACACACGUCAAUAUGCAUUUUCAUUUAUGUCAAAAGGAAAGUCUUCAGACAAGAUUGCAAAGUUGUUUCUCCAGCCAAAGUCUUUUACCUGAUGCCAUUAUGGGCAAAUUCUUGCAAAACGGCAACCUUUUAGGUUGUCAAAUGACCUCAGUUCAAGGUAAUAUGUAGGUGUAGAACAGGGUUUCUCAACCAGGGUUCCUCCAGAGUUUGCCAGGGGUUCCUUGAGCAAUUAACAAUUUCUGUCUGUCAGAUAUGUCCCACUGACACCAUUGAUCUUUUAGUUAUCUGUAAGGGAGUAUUUCUUCCCAGUGACCACAAGUGUAAGGAGCGUUCUUCUCACUGACCAUCACACUAAUGUAUCAUGAGUUGUAGAUAUAGUCAUUUCUAGUAGGGAUUCUCUGAGAGCGGAAAGUUAUUUCUAGGGUUCCUCUGUGUUGAAAAUGCUGAGAAAGGCUAAUGUAGAGGUAUUGUAUUAGAGAUAGCAAGAGGGGAUGGGGAAUGACAGCUGUAACAAUGAACACCUAGUUAUAGAAGAACAAAAAGGUGAGACAUUAUGAAAUAAAUAUAGCUUAGAGUCCUAUGUGAUUCUCGCGUCAGAUCUAUUUUACACUUGCACCCAUGAUAGGUAUUGUAAGAUUUAGCUAUCUAAUAGAUCACAGAAUCCUUCGUGACAAGGUCUUGAUUUUCUAUUCCUUUCACAAGGCUGGUGCCAUGUUUGUUUAGACGUCAUCUAGGGUCAGCAUAUACUUCCUAGUCUCUUGAUCUCCUCCUUGUUCACUUGCCAAGUGAAGUAUAAUGCUUUCCCUGCUCUCUGCUAGUGCUUAUCAUUGCCCUUCUGCAAAGAAGUAAAUAGAGGGAGUUUGUCGCUGCAUUUGAGGGUCCUUGUUGAACUGUGGAUGUCUUUGUGGGCCCUGGUUGUAUAUGAUGGGUACUGUAAAGGUUAAUUGUAAUGUGAACCUAUGGGCUGCACAAAAUAAAGUAGUAGCACUAUCCAG